Messenger RNA from Xyrauchen texanus (razorback sucker), 5288 nucleotides. RefSeq names its product glycogen synthase kinase 3 alpha a (gene gsk3aa). NCBI's taxonomy places the organism in Eukaryota, Metazoa, Chordata, Actinopteri, Cypriniformes, Catostomidae. Gene Ontology annotation, cellular component: cytosol; axon; nucleus. The record is from RefSeq and is a predicted model, not a curated record. Gene Ontology annotation, biological process: negative regulation of canonical Wnt signaling pathway; extrinsic apoptotic signaling pathway in absence of ligand; negative regulation of TOR signaling. Bases 81 to 1439 code for a protein of 452 amino acids. Gene Ontology annotation, molecular function: ATP binding; protein serine/threonine kinase activity. The transcript has 10 exons.
UGCAUUUCCCAUGAGGCGGCGUGUGUUCUCAGCGCGUGAGUGAAUGAACCGCUGGUGUCAUUUUUUUCAUUUUAAACCCGAUGUUUCACACAGCAGCAGGCCCUGUUGACGAGGAAACCGAUGGUCGUCGGCCCCUUGUCUCGACACUCUUUCAUUCCGAUAUGAACGCCAGCGGGCGGCCCAGGACGAGCUCGUUCGCUGAGCCUCAGGUAGCUUCUGGAGCCGCUGCUGCAUCGGCCGCUGUCGUGGGGAGCAACGUAGGAAAGUCCGGGGUCUCGCAGGCCUCGGCGGACAGUUCAUCUGCCAGGGACAGUGGGAAGGUGACCACAGUGGUUGCCACCCCAGGCCAAGGCCCAGAUCGCCCACAGGAAGUGUCCUACACUGAUAUCAAGGUGAUAGGAAAUGGAUCCUUUGGUGUGGUGUAUCAGGCACGCCUCAUUGACAGCCAGGAGUGGGUGGCCAUUAAGAAGGUACUUCAGGAUAAGAGGUUUAAGAACCGAGAACUUCAGAUCAUGAGAAAACUGGACCACUGCAACAUAGUGAGACUCCGCUAUUUCUUCUACUGCAGUGGAGAGAAGAAAGAUGAGGUGUACCUCAAUCUGGUGUUGGACUAUGUGCCUGAGACAGUCUACAGGGUGGCACGAUACUUCAGCAAAGCUAAGAAUAUUAUCCCCAUCAUUUAUGUGAAGGUGUAUAUGUAUCAGCUUUUCCGCAGUUUGGCCUAUAUCCAUUCCCAGGGAGUUUGUCACAGAGACAUCAAACCACAGAACCUUCUAGUGGACCCAGAUACAGCUGUACUUAAGCUGUGUGACUUUGGCAGUGCUAAGCAGCUGGUGAGGGGCGAGCCUAAUGUCUCCUAUAUCUGUUCACGUUACUAUCGCGCCCCUGAGCUCAUCUUUGGUGCGACAGACUACACCUCCAACAUUGAUGUCUGGUCAGCUGGAUGUGUGCUGGCUGAACUACUGCUGGGACAACCAAUCUUCCCUGGAGACAGUGGAGUGGACCAGCUAGUGGAGAUCAUCAAGGUACUUGGAACACCCACAAGGGAACAGAUCCGUGAAAUGAACCCAAACUAUACAGAGUUUAAAUUCCCUCAGAUCAAAGCACAUCCAUGGACCAAGGUGUUUAAACCAAGAUCUCCUCCUGAGGCAAUAGCCCUGUGUUCUCGGUUGUUAGAGUACACGCCAGUGACACGGCUGUCCCCGCUUCAGGCCUGCUCUCACGCCUUCUUUGAUGAGCUACGCCAGCCCGGCACCCGGCUGCCCACCGGUCGAGAGCUGCCCCCGCUUUUCAACUUCACUACAACAGAGCUGAUGAUUCAGCCCCAGCUCAAUUCUACUCUCAUUCCACCUCAUGCCCGUGCACAGACUGCAGCAUCCUCCAACGAUGGCUCUGAUGGCCCUGUACAGCCCGGAUCCACUCUGACCAACAGCACCUGAGGCCGUGAAUCCAUAAAAAAAAAGAUCACACACACAAAAGCAUCUUAGCCACCAUAGCGCAAUCUCUGUCUCUCUCUCUCUCUCUCUCUCUCUCUCUCUCUCUCUCUCUCUCUCUCUCUCUCUCUCUCUCACACUCUCUCUCUCUCUGACAAACACAUACACAGUCUUACACUCUUUAACUCAUGGCUUUCUCUUUAUAUAUCUACAUUCAAACCUUUCACUUUAGAUUCAGGUGUCAUAUGUUUCUGAAUUGCCAGUGGCUGACAGCUCUGUUCUGCUGACGGUGGUUACAGUCAGAUGUUGACGACAUCUGAUCUAACUUGCUGUAGACCGAGAAACGUACUGUACAUACAUACAUAACAACAUGCACACUGCCAUAUACAUGCAACAAACCACAACAAAACGACUUUCAUUUAUACUACUAAUAUUUGCUUAAAAUAAUAGAGGUAGGAAAUUUAGAGAGUGCUUUAAAUGGCUGUGUAUGUCCUUAUUAAAGCUCAUGGGAAUCCAUAACGCAACACUCAUAGGCGUUAUGGGGGUGUAAUAUGGUUGGUUCAAUGGCUAGAGGGGCAGGUCCUCUGUCUUAAAAUGUCCUAUUUUUAUUUUUUUAUUUUAAAAAAACUCUUAAUUUAUUUGAAUCAACAUUUACAAUGGACUAGUGCAGUAGUAGGAUUUUCCCAUGACCUCUUUAGAAAUAUCAGCCUCUCAGAUGUGAAAUACAUUUAGCAGGGAACAAGUUAAAGACUUAUCCGGUUGUAAAUGUCUAGGAAAAGUGGAGGGCACACUAAAUUUGAUGAUUUUAUAUUAUUACUGCAUUAUAUAUAUUACAUAUAUAAUUAUUUCUUGCUUUUACCUUUUCAGUAAAUGUAUUUAUUAUUUUAAAAUGGCGAAUUGGAUGGACUUAAGCGUCUACAAAUGUAAUUUGUUUGCAAAUUGACGUUGAUUGACCUUUUAGAUGAGGUCAUGUUGGUGUUUUCCUGGUGCAAUAAAUACACAGUGGUGAAGAACUAGUUGAGAAAGGAUUUAAGCUUCCAGUUGACCAUAAAGAAGGGAAUGAAUGAAGCGAAUGAAUGAGUUAAAGAUGUAUCCAAGACUUCAGAACAUAGAGUACUGGUGUUGUAAAGUGCAAUGUAUGAGUGAGGGAAAGAAAGUCUAAUGUGACUAUCUGCCUGUAUGUUUAAUCAUUAACUGUAUAUUAUGUUCCCGGACUAGGCUUAAUCUAUGCUUGUGAGAUUACAAAGUCUAAAUCCAUUCGAAGUAAUUUUUAGACAUCAGCUAUAGGUCCUAAAACUGAACCCUAAAAUGUAAUUCAAUGUUUUCUUUUUGUAUUAGCUUUUCAGUCAAGAUUAUCAGUGCAAUGAAAGUUAAUCUUACUCAACAGCAUUUUGGCAAAUGGUUGAUUACCACAACAAUUCAUUUCAACUCGUCUCUCUUUUUCUUUAAAAAAAAAAAGAAAAAGGAAAAAUCUGGAUUGCAGUGAGGCUUUUAAAAUGGAAGUGAAUGGGGCCAAUCGGUAAACAUUAAAAUACUCUCUAUUUCAAAAGUAUUGUCAUUAGAUGUAAACUAUAUGUGUGUUAACAUGAUUUUAGUAAAAGCAAUACAAUUUUGUGUAAGUGCUAAAAUCUCUUCCCAACCUUUUCUGUGUAAAGUUAUAUACAAUUAACUUUGUUGCAAGUUAACUUAUCAACAAGUUAACUUAUCAACUUAUAAUUUCUGCCUUAAAACCCUCUAAAAAUUGGCCACAUUCACUUCCAUUGUAAGUGCCUCACCAUAAACUUAUUUGCUUUUGUAAUCCGCAUUUUGCCACGAAUGCUGUCGAUUCAGCUUAACUUGUAAUUAACUCUUCCUUUAAGGUUAAUUGACCCUUCGCUAAGCCCUGCCUUAAAAGUCUUAGCAACUGUUGCCCUCCCGCCUUUACCCUGACACGCGCGUUUGCUAUUUUCCAAUGAGAGCCUUUGCGAGUAAUGUGUGUUUGAGUACUUGUAAGUGGGAUUUUAUCAAAAUAAUCGAAAAACAUAGUAGUGACACGAGUUACCAGAGAGGAUACAUGCAGUGUUUUUCUUUGUUUUUAAAAACAAAUAUCUUUAAAUUAAUGUGGAGGAGAGCAUGUAAUGAAUUAAACAGUGUCAGCCCUCCUUCCCAAAAUGAACAUAUAACAUCUGCAGCAACGUGUACAUUUGCUCCAAGAUAAAUGGAAGCUAAGAACUGAACGUUAAUUCAUUAUUGAUUCAAGUAAUAGUAAAAGCAUAUUGAAUAAACGUUUCACAGCAUCAAAAUGAGUGUGUUAUGAGAUGUUAUAAACAGCUCUGUUCAUUUAUGCUAAAGUUAUUAGAUGUUCAAUUGCUAUUAAAUGAAGUGUUUCUUUUUUCAAUUGACUAAUAAUCGUUUGCCUUGAUUCUGAUUCACAGUCUCCAGUAUUUCAUCAAAUUACUGUGUAAUUCAACAAUUUCUUUUACAAACAACUUUAGAUAAAUAUGCACUACAGUGUCACUCUUCAUACCAGCCCACAUAAAAAUAUUAUCCAUUGCGCUUAUGAGAAUAUUUGCCAAAAACUGCUUCGUUCACGGCAGUCUCCCAUUCGUUACAAUGGGGAUUUCUGCAGAGCUUGUCAGAGCGAGCGACCGUAACCAAGGGGGCGGAGCUUAGCAAAGAGUCAAUUACAUUUCUCCCACAUUUAAAGGUCUAUAUAUACAGUAUAUGCCUUUGAAGCACAGUGGAACGGCCGUUUAUCUCAAUAUCAGGUGUUUUAAUAAGGCUGUUUCUUUUUCUAAAAAAACAUAUCUCUUAGCUUCUUAAUAGACCGUCUCUUGUUUUUAUUUCCGAUCCGUAAUCCUCACUCUACUUUUUUCUUUUCCUUUCACUUGAUUGUCUUUUUAUGUGGUUCAGUGGGUGUGGCUUGACCAGGUUUGCUCCACCUAUCUUUAUGUAAAUAUACUUGUUUUUAAGCCCUGUGUAAGAUGUAAAUAUCAAAGCUGUAUCACUUAUAUGUUUUGUUGAUGUCUUGCUCUCCCUCCAUCUCUCUUGGACUGGCUUCUCUUUGGUUUGAAGGAAGACAUCAGUUUUGUUGCAUUUACAGUAUUUUUUGCUUUAUCUGAGCUGUUUCCUCUACGCAUGUUGAGGCUGAAAGUUUCACUUUUUUAUGUUUUUUGUUUUGUGAAAUAUUAAGUUGUUUAAGCGUACUGUAUAUCAGCCCAUAAGCUCCGGACUUGAAAUCAACAGUUUGAUUUGGGGGAAAUGAUUCAUUUAUGAGAGAAAUACAGCUUGAAAAUGUAAACUGUCAGUUUGAGGUAGUUUGUUAUGGUCAUACUUCUCUACUUGGCAAACAUUUGAGAACAUUCGGAAAGGUACAUUGGAAGCCAUGCACAUAUUGAAUGUUUUUCAUGUAAAGGACGCUCUCUGAAGUGAAUCGGCUGCUUGAAGCUCUUUUGUGGUGGUUUUGCCAGUCUGGCUUUAAACCGCAAAACAGUGGAAUGUGUCUACCUUUAAUCUGACAUCUGUGAAUCAACCCCACAGCAAUCAUGUUUGUGUACUAUUAUAGAAAUGUGUUUAUUUUUAUAUUGAAAAUAGUGUGUAUGGCUUUGAAGUUUAUUUUACCCCUGUGAGGCUUGUUAAAUGAAUCAAGACCAGCCUACAAAGUCUCUUCACCUUUAUUGCUCCCAUAAUCCCCCCAACCCCCAUCUCUGUGUUAAGCGUACCAUAAAAAUGUGUAGCCCAUUAUUACCUUUGUUUUUGGUUAAUUGUUGGAACUUUCUGCCUCAACGUUCUGGCCCAAGGGAAUUGUGACCUGAGACAAAGAGAGACGAAUGGAGAGGGCUUGUCAGAAUAAAUUGAACAGAAUAAAAUGAUAAA